ACCACCCCUUGUGGCAAUGAACAGAUGAAAAGAGUAAUUCACAGUCGUCUCAAGAGGAAGGAAGAGAAGUCUAGCAACGUCGCCAAAUCAACUCGCCGGAGUUCCGCCGCAGCUCUUUCUCCUCCUCUCUUCCUCUUUUCGUAACCAGUCCGCUGCUUCUCCAUCGGUCAUCACCACCAUCUUCAUCACUUGCGAUUGCUCAUUGGCUCAAACCUACUGAAGAAGUAAAAAAGCAAUGUCAUUUACAAAAGGCGACUUGCUUACAAAAACAAGAAAGCUAGUAAAUGGUUUGGCCAAAGUGAAGCCUGUUUGGCUCAAGGCUAUGGAAAAGUCUCCACCUGCAGUGUUUCCACGUGCUGAAAAGAAAGUGGAACGAAUCUGCCUCCCUGAGGAUGUUUAUGUGAAUAAGUUCUAUAAGAAGCAUCCUGAAUCAUUGCAUGAAGAUCCCAUCAAGAUCCGUGAUUUUGACCCGACCCCAUCUCGUAUAUUUGGUUGUCGGGUGCUUGAGUUAAAGGAAGAAGGUGUAACUGAAGAGGAUGCUAUAGAUGUAGCUGAUACGGAGUAUAAGCUACAAAAGAAGGCGAAAAAGAAGGCGUAUAAACGAUUGAAAGAAAUUGCAAAAAUUAGAGGGACGAAAUUGCCCCCGAAUCCAUAUCCAAGUGCUGUGAAGGAGAUACAAGCUGAGGAAAAGAAAUAUGUUCAUGACCGUUUUUUCAAUCCAAGAAUCUUGGAGAUUGUUGACAAGCUUAAGGAACAGCAGGCGGCUGACAUGCUGGAUAGAGGCAGGCCAGCUGGCACCUAUUAAUGAUUACUCCAUGCUUUUAAAAAAAAUUUAAACUUGUUUUAUGCAUAAUUGAGGUGUAAUAAAACACUAUAAUUGGUUCAAGUUGUUUUGUUUUGACUUGAUCUGGAUAGAAUGAGUUAUUUGACCUCAAAUGGUCAUUUAGUUUCAUUGAGAUGGUUUUCAUUCAAUCUAGAAAAGAAUACAAGAUUUUAUAUAUGAGAGCUAUCAUUACUCGUUUACUCACUUUAUCCAUGUAUGACUUAAUGGUAAAAAACAAGUCUCUUAGUUCUAGAAUGAACUAAGAAUCUCUGAUCUUUGGCAUCUUUCCAUGUUAUGUAGAAUGC
Lactuca saligna is the source of this 1128-nucleotide messenger RNA. Lineage: Eukaryota; Viridiplantae; Streptophyta; Magnoliopsida; Asterales; Asteraceae. The record is from the annotation of a GenBank genome assembly.